AUGAGUUUAUUAAUUAAUUACCAGUCUCCCAAGAUAUCAAAAAUAAAAGAUAAUGAAUUGAAUUUAUUAAAAAGAAAUGAUAAGGAAGAAGAAGAAAUUAAAGAAGAGGAAAUAAACAAAAAGAAUGACAGAGAACUUGAAGAAUUAUUAAAAGCCACUAAAUUAUUGGAAAAAUAUACCGCUGAACAAUUAACUGGUAAACAACGUAGAAAAUAUAAUGAUGGAAAAUUAAUUGAAUUAGGUGCAAAGCCUGAUAAUAGAGGUAAAAAAGUUCCAACACCAAUUUCAUUAGGAAUGCAAGUAAAACGAAAAGAAAAAGAACAAAAAGAACUCGAAGAAGCAAAAAAUCUUGGAUUAUAUCAUAAAUCAAUUAAACAUAAAUGGGCAACAUCAUCAUCAACAUCACCUAACAACCACAAAAACAACAAUAAUAAUAUCAAUAAUACUAAUAUUAUUAAAAAUAAAUUUAAAAAAGAUAAAGGUAUAGGAAUAGGAAUUGGAAAGAUUAAAAAUGGGAUAUUAACAUUAAGUUCUAAAGAUAUUAAAAGAAUUGAGAAAACUAAUAACAAAAAAGGUGGUAAAAGUGGUAGAAGUAAUGGUAAAAAUGGUGGAAUUAAAAAAAGUUAUGGGAAAAAAAAUAAAUUUAAAAAAUAA
This is a messenger RNA of Diversispora eburnea, 654 nucleotides long. The record is from the annotation of a GenBank genome assembly. Lineage: Eukaryota; Fungi; Glomeromycota; Glomeromycetes; Diversisporales; Diversisporaceae.